Lonchura striata (white-rumped munia) is the source of this 1707-nucleotide messenger RNA. NCBI's taxonomy places the organism in Eukaryota, Metazoa, Chordata, Aves, Passeriformes, Estrildidae. The record is from RefSeq and is a predicted model, not a curated record.
CGGGGCCCGCGGGUGCCCCGCGCUGCCCUCGGGGAAGGCGCGUCCGUGCGAGUCCGGCGGGGCUGCGCCAGCCAGGCCCGCCCAGCCCCGGCGGCUGCGGGGCCGGGCCGGGCCCGAGGGAGCGGGGCUGGGAGCCGGGCUGGGAGCGCGGAGCUCCGGGCAUGGCGGCCAACGAGGACCAGGAGAUGGAGCUGGAAGCGCUGCGCUCCAUCUACGAGGGAGACCUGUGCUUCAGGGAGCUCAGCCCGGUGUCCUUCCAGUACAGGAUAGGAGAAAGUGGAGAUCCCAAAGCCUUUCUAAUAGAAGUUUCUUGGCCAGAAACAUAUCCACAAACAGCACCAGUCAUAUCAAUGGAUGCUUUCUUCAACAACACAAUAUCUUCAGCUAUUAAGCAAAGUAUAUUGGAUAAAUUAAUGGUAGAAGUUGAAGCAAAUCUUGGAACUGCAAUGACAUACACACUUUUUGAAUAUGCCAAAGACAAUAAGGAGGUGUUCAUGGAAAAUCAACCUGUUAACACUGUGACUUCAGUAAGCAAUAGUAUUUCAAUUGGAACUCCUGAUGUGCCACCAAGUAAGAAAAAAGAGAAAAAGGAGCAGUUAUCCAAAACCCAGAAACGAAAACUAGCCGAUAAAACAGAUAACAAAGGAGAGCUUCCACGAGGAUGGAACUGGGUUGACGUAAUAAAGCAUUUAAGCAAAACUGGUUCUAAAGAUGAUGAAUAAAGGACUUUGGUACAAGGAAGCUCCACCUUUUAAUACAGUGCAGUUCUGGCUCACCAUCUCUCUCUUAAUAACUUUCAUAUUUGUUGAAGUAAACAUUUUAUAAAGCUUGAUUUCCUAACUUGUAAAUCUAGUCACACAAGCUUAUCUAGAGACCAUGUGGUCAUCUUCAGAAAAAUCAACCAACAAACUUGCCUUAAAUGAAGGUUAGAAUGUGACAAAGGAUAUAGAGAGCCAGUGUGAUGAAUAGUCCUGAAGUGUUUAUUAAUUUAUAUUUAGUCUGUAGUAAAAUCCUGUUAUAGUGAACCCAAUGAUACUGUAAACAUUUCUUGAUGUUCUUAUUCCAAUUGAAGAAAAAAGCACUAUAACAGUGAUGGUGGCUUGAUAGUUUAAUUCAUCAAAAUAAAUUGUUCCAUGGAAGUAAGAACUUUGUCAUUUGUUUAUCUAGUAUGAACCAGAAGGAGAACAUACAAUUUGCUGCAUUGCAAAACAGGCUAGAGCUUAUGUUCUCAUUUUCACUAGUUGCUGGCUGAAAUACUAAAUACUAGUGAAAGCAAGGCCAAAUAUUCCAGUCUGCUCAAAAAUGAAUGGUUAUAGCAGGAGUGCAGCUUCUUUAUUCUCCACAAUAUCUGAUCUGUUGGUCUUUCUCCAGUGUCCAUAUUUACAGACAGUGGGAUGUCUGAGGGGGGGCAAAAGUGCUUUCUUGCACAUGUCUCAAUGACUGUUGGGAUUUUGUAGCUGUUUCAUUGGAGAAAUAGGCAUUCUUUGGAGGGAUUUGCUGACUAAGUGGUGGGACAGUGGAAAUCAGUAAUCCAUCAAACAUUUUGGGAGAACUUCUUUGUGAGACUUUUUUUUUCCUUAUCUGCUCUCUUGUAUAGGGAGAAGUCAUCUUUACUGUAUGAACUGUUAUUGAAUACAAGAUGCCUUAAUGUAUUUUAUUAUUUUUGUUUGUUUUGAGAUGAACUUUAAUAAAUGCCUAUUUAUCUGC